Lathyrus oleraceus (garden pea) is the source of this 1536-nucleotide messenger RNA. Its product is annotated as probable polygalacturonase At3g15720. Gene Ontology annotation, molecular function: polygalacturonase activity. The transcript has 11 exons. NCBI's taxonomy places the organism in Eukaryota, Viridiplantae, Streptophyta, Magnoliopsida, Fabales, Fabaceae. Bases 1 to 1536 code for a protein of 511 amino acids. The record is from RefSeq and is a predicted model, not a curated record. Gene Ontology annotation, biological process: carbohydrate metabolic process.
AUGAAUUCUAAAUCAGCUACAUGUAGAGCUUACUAUACGGCACAGGAAUCGGGUCGAAGUGAGUUAUGUUCCUUCUGUUCAAAUUUUGCUUAUGGCUCUGAUUUUAAUUCUAGUGGCCUUGGGAAGGAACAUACAGAGGCUACUGCUACAGAGGCCUUGAAAGCAAGGGUUGAAGAUGGUAUCCGAGAGGAGGACCAUACCCCGAAAAAUAAGUGGUUGCCAGAGGCUAUAUUCUAUCUCAAUCCAAGUAUAUUGUCAACAUUCUUGACUAGAGUUAAGUUGAACGUGAAAUAUGCUCCAUCUAAUGAUGCUCCUCUUCAAGAUCCCGCCUUAUAUCGUACUUUGGAAUCGGUUAUAGUUUACAUUUUGAUUAUUUCUAUUGCUUCAUGUUCAUGCAACUCAUGGAAUGUAAAUGGUGAGAGUAAUGAGUUAAAUGUGAUUCAAUAUGGUGCCAAAGGAGAUGGCAAAACCGAUGAUACCCAAGCUUUUAUGAAAGCAUUCAAAGCUUUAUGUGAUGGUAAAAAUGGGAAUACACUGUUGGUGCCAAAAGAUCGUUCAUUUUUUCUACGUCCAACGUUAAAUUUCACUGGCCCUUGUAAUUCUAAAAAUAUUAAUAUCAAGAUAAAUGGAAACUUAUUAGCACCUAAAAGAAAUGAUUGGGGAAAAGAUUGUGCAAUAUAUUGGAUUCAUUUCUCUCAUAUAACUGGAUUAAAACUUGAUGGAUCUGGAGUUUUCAAUGGUAACGGUGAAGGCUGGUGGGAUAGGGUGAAAGGAAGUGGGAAUUGCCCUAGAAUACCAUCGGCUAUACAAUUUGAUCAUUGUGACGGACUUCAAAUAACUGGAGUCACUCACAUCAAUGGACCUGGACCACAUAUUGGUGUGACUGAUAGUAAUGACGUAACUAUCUCAAAAAUUUACAUUAAUUCACCACCAAAAAGUCACAAUACCGAUGGAAUCGAUUUAACAAGAACAACUCGAGUUAAUAUUCAUGAUUUUUCAAUAAAUUGCGCUGAUGAUUGUGUUGCCAUCAAAGGUGGAGCACAAUUUGUUAACAUCAGUCAAAUUACAUGUGGACCUGGGAAUCAUGGCAUUAGUGUUGGGAGUUUAGGAGGACAUGGUGCAGAAGAAUUUGUACAUCAUUUGCAUGUCAAAAACUGCACAUUCAAUGGAGCUACUAGCGGUGUUAAAAUUAAAACAUGGCCGGGUGGAAAAGGCUAUGUCUCAAAUAUCAUAUUUGAGGAUAUUAACGUAAAAGAAACAAAUUUCCCUGUAUAUAUUGACCAACAUUAUAUGAGAAACCCAGAACAGCCUCAAGCCUUAAAGAUAAGUAAUGUUACAUUUAGUAAUAUCUAUGGAACAUGUGUUGGAGAAGAUGCUGUUGUGUUGGAUUGUGCCAACAUAGGAUGUCACAAUAUUAACCUUAAUCAAAUCAACAUUGUUUCAACCAAUCGAAAGAAACCAGCUUCUACAAAAUGCAAAAACGUUCAUGGAAAAGCUACUAAUAUUAUUUCACCUAAAGGGACUUGUGUUAAUUAA